Molecule: messenger RNA, 717 nt
Organism: Cutaneotrichosporon cavernicola
Lineage: Eukaryota; Fungi; Basidiomycota; Tremellomycetes; Trichosporonales; Trichosporonaceae
Gene: BOS1
Exons: 4
Coding region: 1-717 (238 amino acids)
Biological process (GO): endoplasmic reticulum to Golgi vesicle-mediated transport; vesicle fusion
Cellular component (GO): ER to Golgi transport vesicle membrane; endoplasmic reticulum membrane; Golgi apparatus
Molecular function (GO): SNARE binding; SNAP receptor activity
Source: RefSeq, a predicted model, not a curated record
AUGAACUCUCUCAACGCUCUUGGAAACAGGCAAGUCGCGAGUCUCCAAGCCGACCUGGGGCGUAUGGAGUCCAGCGAGGGCGGACCCAGUGUGCAAGGCCAGAUCACCACGACGCUCGCGGCGCUGUCGCGCUUGAUAGACGACUACGACUCGAUGGCACGCAAGGAGAUGCAGACGGCGACGCGCGAGAAGGCCAACACCCGCGUGGCCAAGCUGAAGAACGAACACAAGGAGCUCAAGGCGCGCUUCGAGCGCGCAAAGUCAGAACGGGAUAUCAAGCUGGCGCGUAACGACCUGCUCGGCACGGCAAGCGGAAUAGCCUCAGGGCCAGCAGGCAUGGCGAUGCGCCGCGGGCAGGCGAACCACACGCCUGACCUCGUCGAGUCCCCCUUUGCCGGGCGCGACGCUGACCUGUUCCGGCCCAAUAACGAGCGGGAAGAUUACGCACUGCGUGAGCACAGUUUCAUCCGCGAGAGCGAGGGCCUCAUCGACGGAUACAUUGCACAAGGGCAGGCCGUGCUCGGCAACCUCGUCGAGCAGCGGGGCAUGUUGAAGGGAGCAAAGACGCGCCUGCUCAACACGGCGAACACGCUUGGCCUGAGCCGCGAAACGAUCUCGUGGGUUGAGCGCCGCACCACGCAGGACGCAUACAUCUUCUUUGGCGGGGCGGCGUUCACGCUCUUCUCGUUCUGGGUGAUCUGGCAUUACCUCGGUUAG